Miniopterus natalensis is the source of this 817-nucleotide messenger RNA. The record is from RefSeq and is a predicted model, not a curated record. NCBI's taxonomy places the organism in Eukaryota, Metazoa, Chordata, Mammalia, Chiroptera, Miniopteridae.
GAAAAGGAGAAGGAAUGGCACUGAAGAAGACCACCACCUUCCUCCCCAGACCAAAAGGAGUAGCAGAAACCCUGUCUUUCAUGAUUCCUGGGACACAGAGAUAGUACCUGUAACGAAAAACAAAGAAAACAGACUAAGAGGAAACAAAGUUUUCUGCGCGUCUUCAAGCAGUGACAGUGGUGGGAGCAGCAGCAGCAGCAGCAGCAUUAACAGCCCUGACAGGGCCAGUGGGCUGGAAAGCAGCUUGAACCACACUGGCACCGGGUCCAGCCCCAACACCCCUCAGCCGGUGCCCGAGCAGUCUGCACUGUGCCAAGGCCCGUACUUCCACAUCAACCAGACCCUGAAGGAGGCGCACUUUCACAGCCUGCAGCACCGGGGACGGCCUGCAACAUGAGGGGCUGGCGUUUCUUGCCUUCUGUGAAGGGACAGUGCUGUGCAGAUUUGAUAUUUCAUCUUACGAUGUUUUAAAAAAUUGCACAAAAAAAUGCCUGUUGGCUUUUCAGUCUAUAUUUGAAAUAACAGGUUAACAGGCAGUUGUUUACUUGUGGUUUUGCUGCACUAUUGCAAUUUUAAAGGGGCUUUGAAGCAAUUUUUUAUAGGAUUCUUUUGAGGGUGGGUAUUAAAUCCAUGUCAAGGUAAUAAUAUGAAGAAAUCUCAUCUGCGUGUUGAAUCCAUAGUUUGUCCAGUUCAGACUGAUUUCCAAAUCUGUCAAUUAGAAAUUCUACUUUAUGUAAAAAGGCCUUUUAACAAUGCGGGAUCUUCAAUUUUUUUAAUUCAAUAAACUAGUAAAGAGUAUAUAGUUUCCAUGAAAAAA